Thyridium curvatum is the source of this 3270-nucleotide messenger RNA. RefSeq lists its product as uncharacterized. Lineage: Eukaryota; Fungi; Ascomycota; Sordariomycetes; Thyridiales; Thyridiaceae. Gene Ontology annotation, biological process: intracellular potassium ion homeostasis; proton transmembrane transport; potassium ion import across plasma membrane. Gene Ontology annotation, molecular function: P-type sodium:potassium-exchanging transporter activity; ATP hydrolysis activity; ATP binding. The coding region runs from base 1 to 3270 and encodes 1089 amino acids. Gene Ontology annotation, cellular component: membrane. The record is from RefSeq and is a predicted model, not a curated record. The transcript is spliced from 10 exons.
AUGGCGCCCAACGACAACCUCAUCUGGAAGCAAGGCGACGAGGAAAACAAUCCUCGUGUGUCCAGGAGAGACCAUGCCGAUUUUGCGGAAAAGGCUGUGGAAGAGCGAGCCAAGUCCCUAAGGCGGUCAACCAGCCGCCGUCGGUCCAUUGACCCGUCUACCGCUCUUCCCAUUCAAUAUCGCAGCCUCUCCCAGGAUAUCGACGAAGCCGAGCGGCAGAGACAGAUUGGUGCUGCAAAAUCCAAAGACGCCGUGGUUCUCAAGUUUGAGGCCAUUGAGUGGCAUAAACAAUCCAUUCAGGAUGUGCAGAAGAAACUCGCUGUUCAAUCCGAGAGGGGACUCUCCUCAUCCGAGGUAGAAAAGCGCCAAAAGGAGCACGGGAAGAACAAGAUCUCUCCGUUACCAAAUCCGUGGUUCUGGAAGAUCAUGGGCUACUUCUUCAAGGGCUUCGGUUCCAUCCUCUGCAUCGGUGGCAUCCUUGUGUUCAUCUCGUGGAAGCCUCUGGGUGAUCCACCUGCCGUCGCCAAUCUCGCCCUCGGUAUUGUCCUCAUCGCCGUGUUCGUCAUCCAGGCCGCCUUCAAUGGCUGGCAGGACUUUUCAUCAUCUCGCGUGAUGCAAUCUAUCACAGCAAUGCUUCCGGAGUCCUGCCACAUUUUGCGUGACGGUCAGCGUGUUGAAGUCAGCGCCAUGGAUCUCGUGCCCGGAGACAUCAUUCUGCUCAAGGCUGGUAACCGCAUCCCCGCUGAUGUCCGGUAUCUGGAGGUUUCCCAUGAGAUGACCGUCGACCGUGCCGUUUUGACUGGCGAGUCCAAGCCAGUCAAGGCCACAGUCGAGUCUACUGACGACAACUAUCUCGAGACGCAUUGCAUUGGUCUCCAGGGAACGCACUGUGUGUCCGGUACCGCCACUGGUAUUGUUGUCGCGACUGGUGACUCGACCGUCUUUGGACAGAUCGCCAAGCUGACUGGCGAGCCCAAGAGUGGUCUCACCACCAUCGAGAAGGAGAUCUUCCGCUUCGUCUUGUUGAUCUUUCUAAUCAUGAUCUCAUGGAUCGUCAUUCUUGCUGCUGUUUGGGGAGGAUGGCUGCGAAAGGCCCAUCCCGACUGGAUCAAUGUACCCACUCUCAUUGUGUCUUGUGUCAGCGUUGCCAUCGCCUACAUCCCCGAAGGUCUUCCCAUCGCGACGACAGCCAGUCUGACCAUCACGGCCAACAUUAUGAAGAAGAACAAGAUUCUUUGCAAGUCUCUCAAGACUGUGGAGACUCUGGGAGCUGUCACAGUCAUUUGCUCAGACAAGACCGGGACGUUGACGAGGAACAAGAUGUUUGUCAACGACUGUUCCUUCGGUACCACGACCUACUCCACGGAUUCGGUGCGAGAGGAUAUGAACAAGACGGCCGAGUCUCCCAUUCACCAGCUCCGUGCAGCUGCAGGCCUGUGCAAUGCCGCCGACUUUGAUGCCGAGACCUUAUCCCAGCCACUUGCCGACAGGAGAAUAUUUGGCGAUGCCACGGACCAGGCCGCACUCAGGUUCUCGGAGACGUUAGGACCUGUCACGGCCCUACGACAGGCCUGGAGGCAAGUCUUUGAGCUCGCCUUUGACAGCAAGAACAAGUUUAUGGCCAAGGCCUUCACCAUGGGCCAAUCACGGAACCAGUUUUCCAUUUGCAUGUCUGCUCCCGAGGCCAAGUCUUUCAAGGCCGACAGUGUUCUACUGAUGGUCAAAGGUGCACCUGACAUUUUGUUGGACCGGUGUUCUGACAUCGUCGACAACAAUGGCAGCCCUGUCGCGUUGACGGAGCAAACUCGCGCCGCGGUCAUGCAGCUCAAGAACAAAUGGUCUUCCGACGGCAGACGUGUGAUUCUGGUUGCCCGCAAGGUCCUCGACGCCAGCAUCAUCCGAAAUGAUACUCUUUCUUCUGAUCUCGAGUCACGCAUGAUGACCCAGACGAACAGCGGCCUCACUCUGAUUGGUCUCCUCGCCCUGAUCGACCCUCCCCGUCCUGAAAUCCCCGGUGUCAUUGCCACCCUCCGUGGUGCUGGCAUUCGCACAUUCAUGGUCACCGGCGAUUUCGGCCUCACGGCACUGGCCAUCUCCCGCGAGUGCGGCAUGGUCGUCUCGCGCACCGUCCACGACAGCUCCGCCCUGAUCCGUUUCCCCAAGUCCAGCGACAGCGAGAAGGCCGUGCUCAGCUCGCCGCCCGACGCCGCGCUCGUGCUCACCGGCUCCGACCUCAUGACGCUCAACGACUACCAGUGGGACCAGGUCUGCGCGUACCGAGAGAUCGUCUUCUCCCGCACCACGCCGGACCAGAAGCUGCGCAUCGUGCGCGAGUUCCAGGCCCGCGAGCAGUGCGUCGGCAUGACCGGCGACGGGGUCAACGACGCCCCCGCGCUCAAGGCCGCCGACAUUGGCAUCUCGCUCGCCAGCGGGUCCGACAUCGCCAUCGAGGCGGCCGACAUGGUCCUCCUCGAGUCGUUCGGCGCCAUCGUCGAGGCUGUCAAGUACGGCCGUGUGGUCUUUGACAACAUGAAGAAGAUCAUUGCUUACCUCCUUCCGGCUGGGUCCUGGUCCGAGUUCUGGCCAGUCUUUACGAACGUCAUAUUUGGACUGCCCCAGAUUCUGUCCUCAUUCUUGAUGAUCAUUAUCUGCUGUUUCACCGACUGUAUCGGCGCCAUUGUCUUGGCCUACGAAGUUCCCGAGGCUGACGUGCUUCUCCGGCCCCCGCGUAACCCCAAGACCACUCGUCUCGUCAACUGGAAGCUCAUCUUCCAGGCAUACGCUGUGGUUGGUAUGAUUGAGACAACUCUAUCCUUCACAAUGGCAUAUUGGUACCUUGAGCGCCAGGGCAUCCACUUUAGCGACAUUUGGUUCAGGUUCGGCGAGGUACCUUCGUACGUGACGAAGGACGACUACGACGCUAAAAUCAACGAAGCUUCGUCGAUCUAUUUCAUCAAUCUCGUCGUCAUGCAAUGGUUCAACCUCAUGGCAGUCCGCACCCGCCACCUGUCCAUCUUCCAGCACCCGCCGGCAUUCAAUAAGGAGACGCAAAACCUGCUCCUCUUCCCCGCGAUUGCGCUCACUCUUGGCAUCGCUGUCAUCUGGCUCUAUAUUCCCCAGCUCCAGGUCGUGCUCGACACCUCGGGUGUCCCGGCCUACCACUACUUCCUGCCUGCCGCUAUGGGGCUGGGUCUCCUCAUGCUCGACGAGGCCCGCAAGGCUUGUGUCCGUCGCUACCCUAACGGCAUUCUGGCCAAGAUGGCCUGGUAA